AUGUGCGCAGAAGACGUUGAGAAGCUCGUGAAUGACCGACUUCGAGACUUGAAGACCGGAGGAAACUUCAAGGAUUCACUACGUAAGGAGAUGGACCAGACUGACGGCGCGCUGAUGUGCAAGGUAUUUACGAUAACGUUGCGAGGAGCAGCCCAAGACUGGUUCCACACCCUACCAUCCAGGUCGAUCAGCAGCUUCAAGGAGUUAGCUUACGUCUUCACCAAAGAAUACACCUCUUACCGGACAAUCAAGAAGAACCCUGACCACUUGUACAACUUGUGCAAGAAGUCUGACGAAUCCCUUGGAGAUUACAUCAAGAGAUUCAAGGCAAAAAAGGUGAACAUUGUACGAUGUGAAGAUCGAAUCGCGUCCUCUGCUUUUAAGAAAGGUCUUCUAGCUGAGCACGACUUGUACCGCGAGCUGACUAUCACUUCCAGCCAGACUCUGGCAGAGGUCUACAUGACUGCGGAACGCUACGCGAUCUGGGAUGACGAUCGAAUCGCCGCAAAGAAGUCUACAAAGCAGGAAGAUCAGCCAACUAAGCGGGCAGGCCAAAAAGGCGACGGAUUUAACAACAGGAACAAGGACAGGCGCAGGUCGCACCCACAAGGGGAGGCUACGACAGGAGAGAACUGCACCAAGUUCACCAUCCCCAUACAUCAAAUCUUAGCCCAAGUGAAGAACAAACCUUUGGUAAGAAGACCACCACCCUUGAAGGGAGAUCCGGACAAGGGGAUACUAGCAAAUACUGUGCCUUCCAUGGACGCACAGACACACUACGAACAACUGCUUCGCUUGGAAAGGGCAUCUUGA
Molecule: messenger RNA, 813 nt
Organism: Prunus persica (peach)
Lineage: Eukaryota; Viridiplantae; Streptophyta; Magnoliopsida; Rosales; Rosaceae
Exons: 2
Coding region: 1-813 (270 amino acids)
Source: RefSeq, a predicted model, not a curated record